AUGCGGUUUUUCAUAGUUUUCUCUCUGAUUUCGUCGGUUUUUGGGGAACUUCGUCGAUGUAGGCCCGAACUUUCAAGUGAAAGAGUGCUUAAUUAGUAAGUCAUGGCUUUAAAAAAAUUAUUUAUAUUCAUUGUUAUUUUCGUACUUAUAACAUGUUCGUCAUUUUCAGCUCAUUUUUCACGCCGGAAGACUGCGAUCUCUAUGACAUUGAUAUUUUUUUCGAAGAGGAAGUCAAGUUUUCCUUGGAUAUUGACAGUACAAAUUGUGAGAGGAGAAGUCCUGAGGCUCUCAUGACAAGGUAAAAAAAUUAUUCGGAAAUAUAAAAAAAAUAUAUAUUAUUUUAGGUUCAAAAUCGACCUUGACAAGAGACAUUCGGAUAAUUAUGUGUUCAUCGAAUAUCAACCCGCAUAUCGAGUGUUUGGGAUCCGAAUGAACGAGGAGUGAGUUGAGCAUUAGUCGUUCCAGAAAGUGCGUCGACUUUUUUCGGCCUUUAUCCGCGAAAUUUUUGACAAUUUCCUGCACGGUGCGGAUUGAAUUUGGAAAAAGUUCCUUAUUUUGGCCACAACAAAGGUACUCCGCGAACUGCGCCCAAGCUUGGGCACUAAAGUUAGGAAAAAACGCUUCGACCUAGCUGGCACUGAAUUACUAUAAUAGCCCUAGUUUUAAGGGUACCUACGAAGGCUGCGACGACUCAUUUAGUUCCAUACGGAGGCAAUAAGUUUAGUUCCCGACAUGUUUCAUAGUAUAAAGUGUAAAAUCACAGGCUGCAGCCGUUUUUGAAGGGUAAGGUGGUACGUAAAAAAGAAGGUACCUCACUAACUAAAUCCACUGUCCGGGCAUUGACAACGAUGAAUUGAGCGUGCACGCUAAAUUUGGGCUAAUUCCGACCAGUUUCCGCAAAGUUAUAAGUUGUGGCCAAAAUAAGGAACUUUUACCUUGAAUUUUUUUAAAGUUACACGGUGAUUUUUUUUUAUUUUUAGGCUUGCCGCCAAUUGUUUUACCGGGGAAAUCCUCAAGUUACGUGUGUUUUCCAACGGCGCUGUCUCCCUUUUGGAAGGAACAUCAUGCAGUCAAAGGAGGAAUGUGGAGUGAGUUUUGAGCAGAAAAUGGAGCAACAGUAGUUUAGCCUCUGUAUAACGUACGUUGAACCGAAAAAUGUGUUCGCUUUGCCAAGGUUUUGAUCGUUAUAGAGAGGUUUUGUUGUACAGAGAUUUAUCAUGGGCUUGAAAUGGGUCAUAGGAGCCUUGUUUGUCAUAGAGAGGUUUUGUUUGUUAUCGAGAGGCUUUGUUCGUAAUAGACAGUUUUUGUUCGUUUAGAGGGAUUUUGUUUGUUAUAUAGAGGUUUUUUGGCUUAGAAUUGAAUUUUGUCACCUUUGUUUGUUAUAGAGAGGGGCGUUUGCUAUAGCGAGGUUUUGUUGUACACAGGUUCAGUUUAGCCUGAAAUUGAGGCCUUUGUUGGCUAUAGAUAGUUUUUGAUAUAAAAAAUGAUAACUUUUUUUCAGAGUUCCCAGCUUCAAGGAAUCGGAUUUGCUCAAAAUUUCGAUUCAACUCGAUUUCUCGGGCCUAAAAUCGGAUCUAAAAACCUGUAUUAAAUUCACCAUCCCUCAGGGAUUUCUGAUGAACCAGAAUAAUAAAAAGAAGGCGGGCUCAAGAAAUCGCAUUCAAAUCGGUGUUAUGAUGAUUAUUUUGCUUUUUAUUUUGUGA
Bursaphelenchus xylophilus (pine wood nematode) is the source of this 1703-nucleotide messenger RNA. The record is from the annotation of a GenBank genome assembly. Lineage: Eukaryota; Metazoa; Nematoda; Chromadorea; Rhabditida; Aphelenchoididae.